This is a messenger RNA of Lolium perenne, 459 nucleotides long. RefSeq lists its product as uncharacterized. NCBI's taxonomy places the organism in Eukaryota, Viridiplantae, Streptophyta, Magnoliopsida, Poales, Poaceae. The record is from RefSeq and is a predicted model, not a curated record.
AUGCUCUACAAGACCUACACCUACGAAGCCCUCGGGAAGGAGCUCCAGGAGCUGCGGCCGCCGGGCGCGGGGAAGGACGGCAAGGACUGGUUCUCGCUCCAGGAGCUGCAAGGCCGGAUCGCCAAGCUGGCCGCCAAGGACAAGGACACGCGGUUGGGUGGCCAGUUCGAUGCUUUGAAGCAGAGCAUGAGGAACAUCGAGAAAACCGAUAAGCAGAAGGCCAUCAGAAACAUGGGUGGAAUGUUUUCGAUUGCAAACCUUACUGGGAACCCGAUACCGGAGUACCUGAGUCAACCACCCCAGGAGGAGUUGCUAGAGAGGUAUUUCCAUCCCGACCACAUGUCAGGCGAAGAGAAGAUGAAAUUGGAGCUUCAGAAGGUGAGGGACGAGUUCAAGAUGUCCGAGAACGACUGUGGUUCUGCAAGAGUCCAAAGUUUUUUUCCCCACAUUCUUCUGUAG